GAGAGAGAGAAUACAAAAACUUACAAGAAAAAUAUAACAAACCAAACCGGCGGGGGCGUUGCUGAUAGAGUUUGUUUCCCGGACAAGGAAAGGAAACACUCAUCAGAGUCUGAUCAGAAUCAUCAGCGAUGAAACCAAACUCUCGUGCUCUCGUUCUCCUCUCAUUUCUCCUGCUCCUCCGUCUAACAAUUCAUUGCAGAGCUGAAGUCAUAACCCUAACCGCCGACACUUUCUCCGACAAGGUGAAGGAGAAAGACACGGCGUGGUUUGUGAAAUUCUGUGUUCCGUGGUGUAAACAUUGUAAGAACUUGGGGACAUUGUGGGAGGACCUUGGGAAGGUGAUGGAAGGAGAGGACGAAAUAGAGAUUGGAGAGGUUGAUUGCGGUGUGAGUAAACCAGUUUGUGACAAAGCCGAUAUUCAUUCGUAUCCUACAUUUAAGGUCUUUUAUGAAGGAGAAGAAGUUAUCAAAUAUCAAGGACCGAGGAACGUCGAAUCACUGAAAACUUUUGUUUUAGAAGAAGCUGAAAAGGCAGCAACGAAAGCACAGUUUGGCAGUGAUAAAGAAUUGUAGAGAUGUUUAAGUGUGGGGUAUUCCUACAUGGGCAAGAAGGGCCAUUUGCUCUUUACAGCAGUGGACGUUUAUGGGCCCCAGCUCAGUGUUCAUUUUGUGGGUUCUAGCAGCUUUUUUAAAGAAAAACAUUACCCCAUUUUUGUAUUUUGAUCAGAAUUUGUCUAAUCUCGAAGAUAACCAACUUAGAAUUAGUAUUGAGGGCAAAGAGAAUUAGUUUGUAUUGAUGAACUUUGAAUCUCAUUUCAACUUGUUCUUCGUAAA
This is a messenger RNA of Juglans microcarpa x Juglans regia, 833 nucleotides long. RefSeq names its product protein disulfide isomerase-like 5-1. Lineage: Eukaryota; Viridiplantae; Streptophyta; Magnoliopsida; Fagales; Juglandaceae. The record is from RefSeq and is a predicted model, not a curated record. The coding region runs from base 129 to 572 and encodes 147 amino acids. The transcript is spliced from 5 exons. Gene Ontology annotation, molecular function: protein disulfide isomerase activity. Gene Ontology annotation, cellular component: endoplasmic reticulum. Gene Ontology annotation, biological process: protein folding.